UCAAGACACCGAGGAGGCCGGGAGUUCCAUGUCCACUCUGGAGAGGUCCCUGGCUGCACGCAGAGCCACCCGGGCCAAGCUCAUGAUUCCUAUGGAGGCCCCGUCCAGCAGCCCUGCUGUCGUGAAUGCCAUUCCUGUGCCAACCCUAGAAAGUGCCCAGUACCCUGGAAUCCUCCCGUCUCCCACCUGUGGAUAUCCCCACCCGCAGUUCACGCUCCGGCCUGUGCCGUUUCCAACACUGUCAGUGGACCGAGGUUUUGGAGCAGGAAGAACAGCGAGUGAAGGACCAACCACCCAACAACCGCCCAUGCUGCCGCCAUCUCAGCCUGAGCAUUCCAGCAGCGAGGAGGCCCCAAGCAGAACCAUCCCCACGGCCUGCGUUCGACCGACUCACCCGCUCCGCAGCUUUGCUAACCCUCUGCUACCUCCGCCCAUGAGUGCAAUAGAACCGAAAGUCCCUUACACACCACUUUUGUCUCAGCCAGGUCCCACUCUCCCGAAGACUCAUGUUAAAACAGCCUCUCUUGGCUUGGCUGGAAAAGCAAGAUCCCCUUUGCUUCCCGUCUCUGUGCCAACAGCCCCUGAAGUAUCCGAGGAGAGCCACAAACCAACAGAGGAUACAGCCAACGUAUACGAGCAGGACGAUCUGAGUGAACAAAUGGCAAGCCUAGAGGGGCUCAUGAAGCAGCUUAAUGCCAUCACAGGCUCGGCCUUUUAACAUGCCUUGCUAAAUGGAUGAGGUGAAUUUGCUGGGAACGUCGCAGCAUACCGGUUACCCAUAGACAGCCCACCUGUGUCCAAGAA
Messenger RNA from Carlito syrichta (Philippine tarsier), 804 nucleotides. RefSeq names its product netrin receptor DCC-like. The record is from RefSeq and is a predicted model, not a curated record. The transcript has 5 exons. Lineage: Eukaryota; Metazoa; Chordata; Mammalia; Primates; Tarsiidae. Bases 29 to 718 code for a protein of 229 amino acids. Gene Ontology annotation, cellular component: membrane.